AUGACGAGGGUACCCUUUGGAACGACUUCUAGCCCAUUUCUCCUGUCUGCUACCAUUCAGCAUCACCUUGCCAGCGUAGCUGGUGAGUAUGAAGCAACUGCGAUGAAACUUAAGCAGUCAUUCUACGUGGACGAUCUGGUCACCGGAGCAGAUUCAGUAGAACAAGCGUGGGCUUUGUAUCAAGAAGCACUGCAGAUCAUGAAAGAAGCUGGAAUGAAUCUUCGCAAGUGGAUGACUAAUAACGAAGAUCUGCGGUUGUUAUUGAAUGGUGGGCAGAAGCAGCACACCGAAAUCACGAAAACGGGACCUCACCUGUUAAGUCAAGAGAAAAUUCUAGGCGUGUCGUGGGAUAGAGGUCAAGAUAAGCUACAAGUCGCCCUGAAGUCCCUAUUCACUUUUCUUUUAGAAACAGCUGACACCAAGCGCUACGUUUUACAGGCUUCGUCAAGAAUAUUCGACCCCUUGGGGAUCCUCAGUCCGUUUACCGUCCGCGUCAAAAGGCUUUUCCAGAAACUGUGGAUUAAUGGAGUCGAGUGGGAUGCAGGACUUCCAAAUGGAGUACUACAGGACUGGAAAUCGUGGUGUAAGGAACUUCCUACGCUACGUCUCGUCAGUGUCAGCCGGUACGUCGGCAUACGAACCACCGACAGCAGAAGACAUCUUAGGCUGUAUACCUUCUCAUACGCCAGCAUUCACGCCUACGGCGUAGCAGUCUACGUCAAGGUAGAAGAUGAGCUAUCCCAGUUGCUAGUAGCUAAGGUCAGAGUUGCCACACUGAAAGAGUUGACCCUUCCAAGGCUCGAACUGAUGGGAGCACUUGUGGCGGCACGACUGGUCAGUUACGUCCGUACCGCUCUUUUUGACUGUUCUGUUGAUUGCCAUUUUUGGACGGAUUCGUCUAUUGUGCUUUGCUGGAUUCAAAAUGAACCUACUCGUUGGAACCAGUUUGUGGCAAACCGAGUAGCAGAAAUCCGAACACUCAGCAGUCUUGAAACGUGGAGUCAUUGUAUCAGCAGCGAUAAUCCAGCGGAUCUCUUGACAAGAGGCAUCACAGCACAACGUUUGGUGGAAACACAACUAUGGUGGAAUGGUCCCCAAUGGCUUAACAAUGAUCCUGCUGAGUGGCCACUCGACAACGGUUUAGUCCACGAAACAGAUUACGAACUACGGCACAACCACGUGAAGAGACAGCACGCUCUUCACGUGACAAUGGGACCCGUGGAGGCUAUUCUCGACAUCAACAGAUACAGUUCGUUGGACCGUCUAUUAGAAGUAACAUCCUAUGUCCAGCGGUUUGCCAGGAAUUGCUUGAACCCUCAAGACAGAAAAACUGGCCCAUUGACUCCUAAUGAGCUACAGGAGGCCAGGGUUUACUGGAUUCGUAGGGUUCAAGAAUGUUCUUACAAUGAAGGUCGUGGUCAUGUGCCUCCCGCGUUGAAGGACCUUCAGUUUUUCGUGGAUACCAAGGCAUCAUUAGAGCCAAAGGACGCCUUGAACAUCUACAAACGUCUGAACAAGAGAAGCAUCCAAUCAUCCUGCCGGCCGAUCAUCAUUUUACGGCUCUGGUGGUACAGAAGGCCCAUACUCGAGUACUUCAUCGAGGCGUUCAGAGCACUCUCGCGGAACUCCGAGAAUAUUGGGUUCAGCGGGGUCGGCAAUCAGUGA
This is a messenger RNA of Ornithodoros turicata, 1665 nucleotides long. RefSeq lists its product as uncharacterized. The record is from RefSeq and is a predicted model, not a curated record. The coding region runs from base 1 to 1665 and encodes 554 amino acids. Lineage: Eukaryota; Metazoa; Arthropoda; Arachnida; Ixodida; Argasidae. The transcript has a single exon.